AACAAGUCAGCCACCACACACCUUGUCAACAAUCCUCAAUCCUGUGCACCCAUAAUGUCCAAGUUUGGGUGUCUGGUAAUGGGGCCUGCGGGCGCGGGCAAGACGACAUUCUGCACCGCCCUGAUCCAACACCUUCAACACAGUCGACGGUCAUGUUUCUACGUCAACCUCGACCCCGCAGCCAGCGACUUUGCCUACACACCGGAUCUUGAUAUCCGCGACCUCAUUACCCUCGAAGAUGUCAUGGAGGAAAUGUCACUGGGACCGAACGGAGGCUUGAUCUACUGUUUUGAGUUCUUAUUACAAAACCUGGACUUUCUUGCUCAAGCCAUCGAUCCUCUAUCCGAAGAAUACCUCAUCUUGUUUGAUCUGCCUGGCCAGAUUGAACUAUACACACAUAUCCCACUAUUGCCCGAACUGGUUCGCUACCUGUCAAGAAUGGGACCUUUGAAUAUAAACCUAUGCGCGGCAUACUUGCUGGAAGCGACAUUUGUGGUCGACAAAGCCAAAUUCUUCGCUGGUACACUGUCCGCCAUGAGCGCCAUGAUCCUCAUCGAACUUCCCCACGUCAAUAUUCUCACUAAAAUGGAUCUGGUCAAGGGACAAGUUGGGAAGAAAGAGAUGAAGAGAUUUGUGGAUCCAGAUGCCAAUCUUUUGGAUGACGAGGAUACGGGUCGAGGCACGGCGGAACAUACCGUGGAUUUAAAGAGUCCAGGAGACGUGGACCAGGUCUUGUCAGGAGGUUCUUUCAAGCAGUUGAACCGUGCGGUGGCUAGACUGAUUGAUGAUUUCAGUAUGGUGUCCUUCCUGCAGUUGGAUGUCAAUGACGAAGAGAACGUGGGAGAUAUCUUGAGUUAUAUCGAUGAUGCCAUUCAAUACCACGAGGCGCAGGAGCCAAAGGAUCCGAAAGAACUCGAGAUGGAGGAACCUGCAUGGCAAGAUGGUUGAGCGGAGGUGUACCUGUUGUCCUAUCCUGUCCUGGUCUGUCAUGAUAUCCUUGAGCGAAGGCGUUGGCGGCGAAAUCAAGACUUCACGUGGCAUUAUAUUUUCAAACAAUCUGGGCAACUCCGAGACCUUGCGAUCCCAAGAUGAAAAUAGAAUUUGAUCUCUAAUUCAAUCGAAUCGAGAAACCCA
Exophiala mesophila is the source of this 1134-nucleotide messenger RNA. RefSeq lists its product as uncharacterized. Bases 55 to 948 code for a protein of 297 amino acids. NCBI's taxonomy places the organism in Eukaryota, Fungi, Ascomycota, Eurotiomycetes, Chaetothyriales, Herpotrichiellaceae. The record is from RefSeq and is a predicted model, not a curated record. Gene Ontology annotation, molecular function: GTPase activity. The transcript has a single exon.